Aricia agestis (brown argus) is the source of this 1742-nucleotide messenger RNA. It is a transcript of the gene swi2, whose product is annotated as protein singed wings 2. The transcript has 9 exons. Gene Ontology annotation, molecular function: protein binding. The record is from RefSeq and is a predicted model, not a curated record. The coding region runs from base 133 to 1509 and encodes 458 amino acids. Gene Ontology annotation, cellular component: extracellular matrix. Lineage: Eukaryota; Metazoa; Arthropoda; Insecta; Lepidoptera; Lycaenidae.
CUCAUUACGGUAAUGUAAACUGUCGGAAAAUUAGAAGGCUGUGUUUGCGCUUUUCAUUUCAGGAACCAGUCUGAGUCCGCCCGCUGCGAGCCGUCUACGUGUUAUCAGUGAUAACGUAUCGAUAUCGCCGAAAUGUAUGGUCUCAGAAUAAUUAUGUUCAUCUUGAUGUGUAUAACGCGGACUAACACUAAGAACUAUCUACAAACUGAGUGUUCCCUGAGUGUGUACAGUCAUGGGGCCCACUGUAAUUACACCAAAGCCUAUUUGGUGUGUAAGAACGGCAUCAGCAGUUACUGGCUACAGGCUAAUAAGCGGCUGAUAAAGCACCUGCAAAUAGUAUCCUGGCCUGGGCCAUGUCUGAACGUGGACCACCUGGAGCUGAGCUUCCCCCACCUGGAGAUCCUCGACAUCAUAAACUCCACAAUCCUCAGAACAUUCAAGGGGAAAUUUAAUCAAGACAGCAAUAUACAAACAUUAUCGAUGCACGGUCUCCCUCACCUGUGGGAGAUAGAGCCCGAGGUGAUAGCGGAGAUGAAGGAGCUGCGGCUGCUGAACCUCACCGGCAACGGCCUCAGGCACAUGAAGGAAAACUUUGUAAAGAGCCCGCUGCAAUUGGAGAAAGUGUUCCUUGCAAAUAACAAAUGGGACUGUAGCAACGGUGGUCUCGACUGGCUGGCGAUGGAGAAGGAGAGCGGGCGCACGCGGACCCGCGUGAAGGACUACUACAGGAUACUGUGCCACCAUCAGCUCUACAAGGGGAAACCUUUGCACACCGUCAUGGAUAUUAUCAAGAUGGUGCGCGAGACCUGCCCCCAGCCCUGCGCAUGCGCGAUGACGCACGUGGUGUCGGACGCGGCGGGGACCGUCAUCCCGCUGAUCACGGUGGACUGCGCCCGACGCCGCCUGACGGAGCCGCCCGCCGCCCUGCCGCCCAACUCCACCACGCUCCGGCUAGAAGGGAACAAGAUAUCAACGAUCAGACACCUGGUCCAGAACCCUCAAUAUCGUCGUCUGAUGGACCUGUACCUGGACAACAACACUAUACACUCCAUCAAGGAGCUGGAGGGCACCGAGUGGUUCACCACAUUCAGGGUUCUCAGCUUAAGAGGAAACCUGCUGAAACAAAUCCCCGUGUACGCGUUCGACAAGGCUUUUCAGAGCAACAACAACAUAAUGAAUGUCUACCUCGGCCACAACCCGUGGCGCUGCGACUGCCACUUCAUCCCCCGCUUCCAAGGCCUGCUCCUGAAGUACAAGAGGGUCAUCCGCGACCUCCCCGACAUACGGUGCUCUAAGUCCGACGACAAGACCAUCUCCUUGGUCCAGAUAAGCACAAUGCCGCUUGGCAACGUGUGUCACAGCGAGAUGGAACUCCCCAUAAGUCCGAUCAACAUAGUGAACAUAGUGCUGCUCGCGUGUCUACUGCUGGUUGUCGGUAGAUUCCUGUACGACUGGCACAGAUUCAAGACAACGGGACAGCUGCCUUGGAUAUCUAAAAUAUUGCCUUGAAGUUUAAACAACUGUGGACGAAUUGAAAGAGUAAUUGAGGACCUUGAGGUGCGCGUUGAAGAAGCAAGAAAAGUGUGACGUGUAAACCAAAGGUCUGCAGAUGUUUGGAAGCCCCUGAUGCCCCUGAAUCUGAUGAUGAACUAUGUAACUCUGAGAAUUAGUCGAUUAAUAAUUAAUUAUUAUGUUUGAAUGUUACGAAUUACGAUAAAUCACAGACGGACAUAAUAUCUACG